Spathaspora passalidarum NRRL Y-27907 is the source of this 2142-nucleotide messenger RNA. Its product is annotated as glutamine-dependent NAD(+) synthetase. Lineage: Eukaryota; Fungi; Ascomycota; Pichiomycetes; Serinales; Debaryomycetaceae. The coding region runs from base 1 to 2142 and encodes 713 amino acids. Gene Ontology annotation, biological process: NAD+ biosynthetic process. The transcript has a single exon. The record is from RefSeq and is a predicted model, not a curated record. Gene Ontology annotation, molecular function: NAD+ synthase (glutamine-hydrolyzing) activity; glutaminase activity; ATP binding. Gene Ontology annotation, cellular component: cytoplasm.
AUGGGACAGUAUAUUACAAUUGCCACUUGUAACCUUAAUCAAUGGGCUCUAGACUUUGAAGGAAACAGAGACCGUAUCAUUGAAAGUAUCCGCGAGGCCAAACGUCAAGGAGCUAGACUCCGUGUGGGUCCAGAAUUGGAGGUUUGUGGAUAUGGUUGUCUAGACCAUUUUGCUGAAAAUGACUUGUAUGAUCACAGUUGGGAGAUCUAUGGACAGAUAUUAAGCAACCCUGACACAUUUGAUAUCUUGUUGGAUAUCGGUAUGCCUAUCAUUCACAAGUCUAUCAAGUACAAUUGUCGAAUCAUCUCAUAUAAUGGGAAGAUCUUGUUGAUUAGACCGAAAUUGUUCUUGGCUAAUGAUGGUAAUUAUCGUGAAAUGAGAUACUUCACUCCAUGGAAUAGACCCCAGUAUUAUGAAGAAUACCAAUUGCCUAAACAUAUUGCAAAAUCCACUGGUCAAUCAAGAGUUACUUUUGGGGAUUGUAUCGUGGAAACUUUGGAGACCAGAUUAGGUUGUGAAACUUGUGAAGAGUUGUUCACUCCGCAAUCUCCCCAUAUCGCUAUGAGUUUAGACGGGGUGGAAAUAUUCACCAAUUCGAGUGGAUCGCAUCACGAAUUAAGAAAAUUAGACACCAGGUUUAAAUUAAUCACCGAAGCUACCAAGAAAUGCGGUGGUGUUUACCUCUAUGCCAAUCAAAAGGGGUGUGAUGGUGAUAGAUUAUACUAUGAUGGCUGUGCUUCAAUUAUCGUCAACGGAAAUGUCUUGGCUCAAGCCUCUCAAUUCUCAUUAAAGGAUGUUGAAGUUGUUUCCGCUACAAUUGAUUUGGAUGAUGUUAGAUCUUACAGAAACCAAAAAUCGGCCAGCAAUCAAGCUGUGAAUCAAAAAACCCACUAUAAUGUCAUCAAGAGUGAUGUUGAAUUAUCUCCAAGUGAAAAUAUCUUUGAUCCAACCGUAUACCCUUCCUUACCACAACAAGUCAAGUAUCACUUACCAGAAGAGGAAAUAGCAUUAGGUCCAGCAUGUUGGUUAUGGGAUUAUUUGAGAAGAUCUAAAACUGGUGGGUUCUUUUUACCAUUAAGUGGAGGUAUUGAUUCCUGUGCCACUGCCGUUAUUGUUCAUCUGAUGUGUCGAUUAGUCGUGGAGUCAAUUGAUGAUAAGCAAGUGUUGGCCGAUUUGCAAAUGUUAGUCAAAGACGAGACCUUCAUUCCUAAAACUCCUCAAGAAAUUGCUCAAAGAUUAUUCUAUACUUCGUUCAUGGGCACUGAAAACUCUUCAGCUGAAACAAGGGCAAGAGCAAAGGCUUUAUCUCAAGCUAUUGGUUCAUUUCACGUUGAUUUAAAUAUGGACAACUUGGUCUCAGCUGUUGUUUCAUUAUUUGAAGUUGCAACCGGUAAACGUCCAAUUUUCAAGAUUUUUGGGGGUAGUUCAACAGAAAACUUGGCAUUACAGAACAUUCAAGCAAGGUUAAGAAUGGUGUUGAGUUAUUUGUUUGCACAAUUGUUACCAUGGACCAGAGGGAAAACCACUCCUGGUUUAUUAGUUUUAGGUAGUGCUAAUGUUGAUGAAUGUCUUCGAGGAUAUUUGACUAAAUAUGACUGUUCAUCAGCCGAUAUCAACCCAAUUGGUGGUAUUUCCAAGACUGACUUGAAGAGAUUUAUCGCCUGGGCGGAAAUUAAUUUCAAAUUACCGAUCUUGAAUGAUUUCAUAACAGCUACCCCUACAGCUGAAUUGGAACCAAUUACCGCAGACUAUGUCCAAAGUGAUGAAGUGGAUAUGGGAAUGUCAUAUGACGAAUUGUCAAGAUUUGGUACAUUGAGAAAGGUUGGAAAAUGUGGACCAUUGGCUAUGUUUAUCAAGCUUUAUCAUGAAUGGUCACAACCACCUCAUAAUUUAACUGCAGAGCAAGUGGCGGAAAAGGUUAAACGAUUCUGGUUCUUCUAUGCUAUCAAUCGUCACAAGAUGACUACCAUGACUCCAGCUUAUCAUGCUGAACAGUAUUCUCCUGAUGAUAAUAGAUUCGAUUUAAGACCUUUCUUGAUCAACCCAAGAUUCCCAUUUGCCAGUAAGAAAAUUGAUGAACUUGUGGAGCUUAUAAAUGAGAGACAAGCAGAGAUUGACGCUAGUAACAAGAGUGUCGAUUAG